AUGACUUUCGCUGGAAGUAUGAAGCGGGCUUGGGCAGUUGACUUUCUUAUGACCCUCUGCUUGGUUUUUCAGCCAUGUUGGGGUCAGUAUCAUGGUGAAAAGGGAAUUUCUAUACCUGAGCACGGGUUUUGCCAGCCCAUUUCCAUUCCGCUGUGCACGGACAUUGCAUACAAUCAAACUAUUAUGCCGAACCUUUUGGGCCACACCAACCAAGAGGACGCCGGAUUAGAAGUACACCAGUUCUACCCACUGGUGAAAGUUCAGUGUUCUAUGGACCUGAAGUUUUUCCUGUGUUCGAUGUAUGCGCCGGUAUGCACGGUGCUAGAGCAAGCUAUCCCACCGUGUCGCUCGCUGUGUGAACGGGCGAGACAAGGCUGCGAAGCGCUCAUGAAUAAAUUCGGUUUCCAGUGGCCUGAGAGACUGCGUUGUGAGAAUUUCCCUGUCCACGGCGCAGGUGAGAUUUGCGUAGGCCAGAACACAUCGGACACGGGAAGCCCAACAUCUGAUCCUACACCCUACGUCCCUGAACUGAUCACAUUGCCUCCCAAUGUGGGCCACCCUAACCAACAAUUCUCAUGCCCACUACAGCUGAAGGUGCCUUCCUAUCUGAAUUACUACUUCAUGGGCGAGAAGGACUGCGGCGCGCCAUGCGAGCCCACUAAGCCCAACGGCUUGAUGUAUUUCCGUGAGGAAGAAGUAAAGUUCGGUCGACUUUGGGUGGGCAUCUGGUCUAUUCUGUGCUGUGUGAGCACUCUGUUCACAGUACUCACUUAUUUAGUGGACAUGAGACGUUUUCGAUACCCUGAGCGGCCCAUCAUCUUUCUCUCUGGUUGCUAUUUUAUGGUGGCAGUUGCCUACGCAGCGGGUUUUUUCUUAGAGGAUAAAGUAGUUUGCAUUGAUAAAUUCAAUGACGAUGGUUACAAAACUGUUGCUCAGGGCACAAAGAAGGAGGGGUGCACCAUUCUUUUUAUGAUUCUCUAUUUCUUCGGCAUGGCCAGUUCUAUUUGGUGGGUAAUUUUGUCUCUCACAUGGUUCCUCUCAGCGGGAAUGAAGUGGGGUCACGAGGCUAUUGAGGCAAACUCUCAGUACUUCCACCUCGCUGCCUGGGCCGUUCCGGCCGUCAAGACCAUAACUAUUCUUGCCAUGGGUCAAGUAGACGGUGACCUACUCACAGGCGUAUGCUACGUUGGCAUCUACAACGUGGACUCUUUGCGUGGGUUCGUCCUAGCACCUCUCUUCGUCUACCUCUUCAUAGGCACGUCUUUCCUUCUUGCAGGAUUCGUGUCCCUCUUCAGAAUCAGAACCAUAAUGAAACAUGAUGGCACAAAGACGGAGAAGCUCGAGAGGUUGAUGGUGCGGAUCGGAGUCUUCAGUGUACUGUACACAGUCCCUGCCACUAUAGUGAUUGCAUGUUAUUUCUAUGAACAGGCUUUCCGUGAGCAAUGGGAGAAGACUUGGCACAAGCAAACUUGUAAGCGUUUCGCUGUUCCUUGCCCGGCCAACAAUUUUGCUCCAAUGUCUCCAGACUUCACUGUCUUUAUGAUUAAAUAUCUCAUGACCAUGAUUGUUGGCAUCACCUCUGGAUUUUGGAUAUGGUCGGGAAAAACGCUGCAGUCAUGGCGCAGGUUUUAUAAAAGACUCAGUAAUAGCAACCAAGGCGAGACAACAGUAUGA
Molecule: messenger RNA, 1674 nt
Organism: Chanos chanos (milkfish)
Lineage: Eukaryota; Metazoa; Chordata; Actinopteri; Gonorynchiformes; Chanidae
Gene: fzd7a
Product: frizzled class receptor 7a
Exons: 1
Coding region: 1-1674 (557 amino acids)
Biological process (GO): canonical Wnt signaling pathway; non-canonical Wnt signaling pathway
Cellular component (GO): plasma membrane
Molecular function (GO): Wnt receptor activity; Wnt-protein binding
Source: RefSeq, a predicted model, not a curated record